AUGAGUUUAAACAAUAGCGCCAAUGGCGCUAAUGGUGGUGUCAAAGAUACCACCAAAACCCCCGAAUAUGAAGCUCCUGGUGGUACCCAGGAAGAAGGAAGCAAAAAUGAAGGCCUGGGCACCAAUCCAAGCUUCAGUCUUGCCGGGUCUGGCGCCCAAAACCCAAACAACAGCAACCAGGGCCCAUACAUGGACCAAGAAUAUCAAUCCUACAACCCCCAAUACGGACACGAAAAUGAUGGACCGACAUGGAGUUUAGCGCAGCCACUCCCACACAUCGUGCGACCGGGCAUGCGUCAUGGCGCACUACCAGAAGACCGAAAAGAAGACAAAGAAGCCAUGCAAAAUGGGAACUAUGACGAGUCCCCAGAGGCCAAGAAACAGCGAUCCGCAGAGGCUCGCGCACAGCGAGUCAAUGGCCCCAAUGAAGACGGCUUCUUCAACACCUGGUCCAAAAUCCGCCAUUACCUCCGCGAACCACUAGCCGAAUGGCUCGGCACAACAAUGGCAAUGACAAUCGGACUCUGCGCUACUUUAUCAAACUUCACAUCCUCAGGCCAGGCAGGCUCUUAUCCGGCGCAGAGCGCAGCAUGGGGCUUCGGCUUCAUGGUCGCCAUUUAUACCACCGGUGGUAUAUCAGGAGGACACAUGAAUCCCGCAAUUUCAAUCUCACUAUCUGUAUUCCGAGGAUUCCCAGCUCGACGCUGUGUAGUUUACAUUGCUGCACAGUUACUCGGGGCGAUAACGGCCGGUGGAUUUGCGUAUGCGUUGUAUCAUGAUGCGAUUGUGCAAGUUGCUGCUUCGGCAAAGGUUCCUCAGAAUGCGAGCGCGGCCGCACAGGCGCUUAUCACGAUGCCGAAGUCGUUCGUGCAUCCUGCUACUGCAUUCUUUACUGAGUUUGUGGGUAGUGCGCUGCUGGUCGGUACGAUUAUGGCUCUGGGUGAUGAUUCCAAUGCACCCCCUGGUGCGGGUAUGCAGGCUUUUAUACUGGGGAUUCUUAUUUCGGUUAUCAUUCUUGCGCUGGGGUAUAAUACUGGAGGGUGCUUUAAUUGCGCUCGAGACUUUGGCCCUAGACUCGUUGCUGUAAUGGCUGGUUGGGGUGGACAUCUGUUCCGGGAAAUGCAUGCUUGGUGGGUUUGGGGUCCUUGGUGUGCAGAUAUCAGUGGCGCACUAUUUGGUGCUUUGGUCUACGAUAUGGCCAUCUUCACUGGAGGUGAGAGUCCGGUGAACUAUCCUCCUCGACGACGAAAGCGGGCGUAUCGUGUGCGAGCGCUGAAUCUGAAGAAGAAGCUUCGCUUUGGAAAGAGGAAGAUUGGGGAUGUCGAAAAGUCUGUCAGGGAGACGGAGGAGUGA
Molecule: messenger RNA, 1353 nt
Organism: Penicillium salamii
Lineage: Eukaryota; Fungi; Ascomycota; Eurotiomycetes; Eurotiales; Aspergillaceae
Source: the annotation of a GenBank genome assembly